Messenger RNA from Ciona intestinalis (vase tunicate), 2814 nucleotides. The record is from RefSeq and is a predicted model, not a curated record. Lineage: Eukaryota; Metazoa; Chordata; Ascidiacea; Phlebobranchia; Cionidae.
GCAAUUUAAAAAAGAAACAGAAAUUUUAGAACUGAAAUCCGAAAAAGCAUGCGAAACUGUUUGACGGAAACAACGGAAUUCCAGCAAUUAGAAAGCAGGCGAGGUAGAAGGGGACAAUUUAAAAUCCUAGUUAUUUCUCAAAUGACCCAUUUCCCCCGCCUUUUAUGCCACAGGCAUUAGUGAAGUUAAUCACCAGCAGCACCACUAUCUAUGCAGUUAACGCGGGAUCACACUUCGCACCACUGUUCUGUUUGGCGGGAAGUUGAAAAUAAACUUUGACGGUUCCUGCGUAAAUAUGCAACGAUUUCCUUGGCAGAAAGUGCCCAGGAAAGAAUAUAAAUAAAGAAUAUAGAACUCUAUGUACUAUAUUCCAUAUAGCGAAACAGUUCAGGCAAAAAUCCUUACUUUUUGAGGCAAAGCCGAUCAUCGCUAGCUCGCAUCUGCAGCGAAGGAGAGAAAGACGUCACAAAACCGAUGUCAAUUCGCUUGCCAUUUGCGCUUGUGUGAACUUGCAAUUCAGCGUUUAAGUUCUAGAGCAUUCAGUGCAAGAGGGCAAUGCAUACGAUAAGUAUAGCAAUAUUCUAGUUUUAUGAUCAAGUGUGUAAACUCAAAGUGAGCCAAUAAGCGGUGUGGUUAGAUAAGAUGUAAUCCAAGGUUUGAAGGGACCUGUAACCUAUCUUUUCAGACACAUAUGAUCUUGUACAUAUGUUAUAAUUAAAUGGGAAUUAGUUAAUGAUAUAUCAGACCGCAUCCUAUUGUAAACAUCUCAUUGUUAAAUAUUUUAAUAAAAGAGCUAUUUUUUAUUAAGUAGCUUUAACUAUUGGUAGUAAUCUCAUCUAUGUUCGAAAAUAUGGUUUACACACUUCAAUAUAUUUUUGCGUCAAUUGGUCCAUACCCUUUUACCGUUCUGGCAAUUUGUGUGGCUAUGUUGGUUCGUUGGUGGAGAAGACCACAUGGUCUCCCACCGGGUCCGCGGGGAAUUCCCCUGCUUGGGGUGAUACCCUUUAUGGGUGAGUUCCCUGAAAGAGUUAUAAAGAAAUGGAGUUUAGAAAAAUAUGGACCAAUCAUGUGCGCCCGGAUGGGAAUGGAGGACGGAGUCUUUUUAAAUACUGCGGAGGCUAUUAAAAUGGCAUUUUGUGAUAAGAGUGAACAUUUAAGUGGUAGACCAAGAACAACAAUCUUUAAGCAAGUAACAAAAGAUAAAGGAUUGGCAUUGAAACAGUACGGUAAAGAUUACAACAUCAUACGGAAAUUUGUUGUGCGUACUCUUUCCCAAUGGGGAGUCGGGAAAACAAUGAUUGAAGAUCAAAUAGUCGAAGAAGCUGGACUACUUGCCGAUUUUUUGAAAAAUAAAACAAACCAACCAAUUGAACUUAAGCUUUAUUUUUAUGUAAUGACUUCAAACAUCAUUGGACGAGUUGUUUGUGGGAGACGCCAUGACUUUGAAGAUGAAGAAUAUCAUGAAAUUCUUAACAAUAUACAAAAAGUCUUGGGUGAAGCGGAUGACGCAAAGUUGACACUUCUCAUUGACUUCUUUCCUGGUCUAAAACACCUACCAUGGUUCCGUGGCGCUAAUAACAGAAUGAUUGAACGAGUAAAAAAAACUUUGGAAUAUUGCAAGGGUGUCAUUGAAGAACACAAGAAAACAUUUGACAAGAACAACCUUCGAGAUUUAAUUGACGCCUUGUUAUACGAGCAACAAUUUGGAAAGAAGAGCAAACGAAAAGUUUUAUUGGAAGAUGAACUGGUGGUCAUAGUUCGAGAUCUUUUUACUGCUGGUUCUGAAACAAGCAGCUUAAUGAUAUCAUGGGUAUUAAUAAUGUUACUACAUCACCCAGAACAUGCAAAGAAAGUCAUAGAAGAAAUUGAUGAUGUUAUGGGGCCUAACGGAGCCCCAAGCACCAAACACAGAGAUAGGAUGCCCUUUACUUGCGCUGUGAUCCAAGAGACUUUUCGAUGCAAGAUUGUUGCUCCUAUUGGAAUACAACAUUAUGCACAAGCCACUGUCGAGUUGGGCGGUUAUAUCAUUCCUCAAGGAACAAUGGUUUACUCCAAUAUUUGGGGCGUUCACAAUGACCCAGUAGCUUGGCCCAACCCUUCUAAGUUUGACCCGUACAGACACAUAAGCAAAGAUGGAAAAUUCUUUACCAGUAACAACAUAAUAUCAUUUUCAACUGGACCAAGGAGUUGUCCAGGAGAACCUCUGGCAAAAAUGGAAAUAUUUUUGUUUGUCACAAAAAUAUUGCAGAAAUUUGAAGUAAAAGCUCCCCCUGAUAAAUUGCCAUCAUUGGUUGGUGUAAACUGCUUGUUGUUUAGCCCAGAAUCUUGUGAAGUUAUUUUAACUGAACGAUAGAUGAGUAGAAGUGCAAAUUAUGGGAUUCAUACAUAAACAAACUAGCAUUAAUAAUGUAAGUUUAAACAAAAAUUAACCACCAUAAUUAAAUGUACAUAACCUUAAAACUGAUUUUUGCAUUUGUGGGCUUGCUAAUUGUUUUACAGUUUUAAGAGCAUAAAAGAGUUGUCCUUUCAUUUUACUGUAAAAAAACCUGUACAGACUAUAACACAAGAGAGCACAGCUCUAAUGAGAGGGCUCAUAACUUUAAAUGUAAAAAGUUCUGCGUGGAGCCAACAUGCAUUAAUUUUGCUAGCAUUAUUACUUAAACAAGCAUAAUUUUCCUAAGUCUACUUUAAAAGGUGAUAUCAGAUAAUAAAAUUAAUUAAAUGUUGUUCAUGUAAAAAAAAGCGUUUUUUUACCGAUUUGCGUAUUGUGAUCAAGUUCAUGCAAAGCGAAAUAAAAAAAGAUUAUAAUUUAAC